AGCACCACUCUCUGCAUCCUGCUGAGGUUUUCAAACCGUCCAAUCUCUGGGAUGUUGGAGGAGGAGGAGGGGGGAGACCGGACGCCAUCUUGUUUGUUUUAGUCGGAGGAGGAGGAGGUGGGAAAACAGCAACGGCCGGCAAAACGGGAAAUACCCAAAACGGCUUACCGGCCUGACACCCUCCCCUUUCCCCUUUCCCUUGUGGUGAGAAGGCGCCGAGACAAUGUUUUAUGCCCACUUUGUCCUCAGCAAACGUGGGCCGCUGGCCAAAAUCUGGCUGGCAGCCCACUGGGACAAGAAGCUGACCAAGGCACAUGUGUUUGAAUGCAAUCUGGAGAGCAGUGUGGAGAGCAUCAUCUCACCCAAGGUGAAAAUGGCUUUACGAACAUCAGGGCACCUGCUGCUUGGGGUGGUGAGGAUCUACCACAGGAAGGCCAAGUACCUGCUGGCAGACUGUAAUGAGGCCUUCAUCAAGAUCAAGAUGGCAUUUAGACCAGGUGUGGUGGAUCUUCCAGAGGAGAACAGAGAAGCAGCCUACAAUGCUAUCACUCUACCUGAGGAGUUCCACGAUUUUGACCAACCACUACCGGACCUCGAUGACAUUGACGUGGCUCAGCAGUUCAACUUGAAUCAGAGCAGGGUGGAGGAGAUCACCAUGAGAGAGGAGGUGGGCAACCUCAACCUGCUGCAGGACAAUGACUUUGCUGACUUCGGGGUGGAUGACCGGGAGAUGAUGCGGGAGGAGAGUGCGUUCGAGGUGGACAUCAUGGGAACGUCAGCUUCCAACCUGCUGCUGGAGGCUGAGGGCGGAGCUAACCAGAUGGCUGACAAGUCCAACCACCUGGAGUAUGACGACCAGUACAAGGACGACUUCGGAGACAACCCCAUGGAGAACAAUGAGGGUGGCAUGCUGGUGGACAAGCUGCUGAGUAAUGAGGAUGGGGGCGGCAUCUUUGACGACCCUCCUGCCAUCACAGAGAGCGUGAUGAUGCCUCAGGACCACGGAGACGAUGACGACGACUUUGACGCCCUCUCAGCGGGAGCUCCAGAUAGUCCAGAUUCGGGCCCAACAGAGCCCCUACCAGCCAUGGCAGACCAAGCAGAGCAGACCGCCCUGGUUCACAACGAGGAAGAAACAUUCGCCCUGGAGCCCAUUGACAUCACAGUAAAGGAGACCAAAGCAAAGCGUAAGAGGAAGCUGAUUGUGGACAGCGUGAAAGAGUUGGACAGUAAAACCAUCCGCGCGCAGCUGUCCGACUACUCCGACAUCGUCACCACCCUGGACCUGGCGCCUCCCACUAAGAAGCUGAUGAUGUGGAAGGAGACCGGGGGAGUCGAGAAGCUUUUCUCCCUGCCCGCUCAGCCUCUCUGGAACAUGAGGCUUCUCAAGAUGUUUACAAGGUGUCUGACACCGUUGGUGCCAGAUGAGCUGAGGAAGAGGAGGAAAGGUGGAGAGGCUGACAGUCUGGAUGAGUUCCUCAAAGAUCUGGAGAACCCAGAGGUGCCCAGAGAGGAAACUACAGGCCACCAGCAGAGAGACGUCAUGGACCAGACCAUCAUGGAAGAGGCCAGCGUGCUCCAGACCUCAGCCGUGGAGGGCAGCAGGACGACGCUGGACGAGUCAGUCAUGCCCCCACCAUCUUCCCAAAGAGGCCUGAAGCGCAAAUCUCAGGAUACAGAGCCAGCCCUGCCUAUGGGAGCGUUGGACCAGCAACAACAGCAGCAGCAGCAGCAGCAGCAGCAGGUGUCCAGACCCUGUAAUGUGACCCAGCAGCUGGAGGCGUCGUCCAAUGUGGACUUGCCCCCAGAGGAAACCACCACCACUAACAUCAGCCAGCUGAUAGAGUUGGACCUGCUCGCUGACAAGGACAAGAAGAAGAACGAUGACGACUCUGAUGAAGAGGAGGAGGAGGCGCAGGGAGGUGACCAGGACCAGGAAGAGAGGAGGUGGAACAAAAGAACUCAGCAGAUGCUUCAUGGCCUUCAGAGGGUGAUGGCCAAAACAGGGGCUCAGUCAGUCAGCCUGCUGGACCUGUGCAGGAACAACAACAGGAAGCAGGCAGCAGCCAAGUUCUACAGCUUCCUGGUGCUGAAGAAGCAGCAGGCGGUGGAGCUCGUCCAGGAGGAGCCCUACAGCGACAUCAUAGCUAUGCCCGGACCUCGCUUCCACAUCAUCUAGAAAACAAAUCAUCUCUGCAGUUUGAAAAGGGGAAAAACUGCACUCUGUACUCCUUACAUUUACUCAAUGCAACAAAAAAGUUUUAUUUAUUUAUUUAUGUGUGUGUUGACUUUGUUUUGGGUAUGAUAUGGAGUUCUGGUGAUACUGUUUUUAAAUGUUAUGUCUGCAAUACUUUAAUGUAAAGCAGUGAUGGGAGGAAACAGUACUGAAUAACAUGGUUGAAGAAAUUUAUUACUUGAAUAAUUCCACAGUGAGGUGGAGGAUUGCACCUCCAAACAAUGGAUUUUGCUAAAUUAGUAUUCUAAGAUUGUGUAUCUGAUGUAUCUGCACCUCAUUGUUUGGAGUUGCAAGAAGCUGUUACGUUGCACUUUUUUGGCACCAAACUUUAAAAGAGUCUAUUUUAAGACAUGUUUACAGCGGAAGACAACUGUGUGUUUGCACAGCGAUAACUCAAUCAACCAUGUCACUCAGAGACUCAUCUCUCCCACUGCUGCAGGAAAAAGAUCUCAUCUGACCUUAGCCAAAAGGAGCAUGCACUAUAUCCAGUUUCUGCAAGAGUACAGUUUAACAGUUACUAAAGUAGUGAUUUGCACACUCAACCAGCAGUUAAUCAUUAUACUAACUGUAGUGUAGCACUUUAAGCAUUACAAAUUCCCAAGUUGCUGUUUCUGCAAAUGCUUUGCUUGCAAUCAUCGACUGUUUACGCCUCACAAGAGUCAGCGGAGCUAUUGCUGUGUCCCAAAUCUGUACUACACACUAAUUCUGAGCAGGAUUUGAGUAUAAAGACACAAAAAAACAUUUGAUUUUUGAGCAUGCUGUUGUUGUACACACAUGCUGCUCUACUACAAUGCAACUUGAAAAGAAAAUGGAGACACUUCUCACAGCUGGGAAUAACUGAAAGUAAUUGUGGAUGGUAGUGAAGCAGCUCUAUAACACAUCAGAAGAAGUAUCGUCUGAUGGCACGUUGUAUUGUUUCCUAUUAAUAUAUAACAGUUUAGUAUGUGGAUUUCUUGCAAAAAAAAAAAAAAAUACAAUAAAGAUUAGUAUACAGUCCAUGCUGUAUAUAAUUGGUAUGUAGUAUUAAAUCGGGACACAGUUUUUAAAAAAUGUCUUCAUAGUUUUAACCUACUCAAUAUUCAUUUAAUGUUGUGAUAUAUAACAAGUAUAGAGAAUGAAUUGUUUUUUAUUUAAAAGUGAAAUUGAUUUUUAAUCCAAAGAAUGACUGGAACAAAAUCAAGUCUGAAUGGACACAUUUGUGAUGUGUGUCAUCGUUUGGACUCUAAACUCAUCGCACAACAAAAUACUACAGACUGAAUCUAAGAAACAAGUCACACAGUGUACAGUAUCAAGUAACAAGUCAUUGUGAUCACAUUUCUUCCUUGUGCUUUUGAAAAGACAGCUGAAUGCAUCGUUUUUGAUAUCCACUUCCAUAUACAGUAAACUGUAUAUCAUGUAAUGUCUGAGUAUAUCUUAGAUUUUAAACUAUGUGCCUGUAAACCUGCUUUUUUUAUUUUGUAUAAAAGCAAAGACAAAUCUUCUCAAUCUCAAAAAUAUUGCUGUGUUUCUGAACAGUUUCAGUCUCCUGCCUGCAAAUCCUGAGUCCCAGAAACUGUUGAAAAACUUUUCAAAAUAAAACAAAUUUUAAAAUCA
This is a messenger RNA of Lates calcarifer (barramundi perch), 3829 nucleotides long. Its product is annotated as double-strand-break repair protein rad21 homolog A. Lineage: Eukaryota; Metazoa; Chordata; Actinopteri; Centropomidae. The record is from RefSeq and is a predicted model, not a curated record. The transcript has 14 exons. Gene Ontology annotation, molecular function: protein binding; chromatin binding. Bases 224 to 2179 code for a protein of 651 amino acids. Gene Ontology annotation, biological process: synaptonemal complex assembly; mitotic sister chromatid cohesion; replication-born double-strand break repair via sister chromatid exchange. Gene Ontology annotation, cellular component: synaptonemal complex; cohesin complex.